Drosophila subpulchrella is the source of this 4183-nucleotide messenger RNA. RefSeq names its product ATPase family AAA domain-containing protein 5 (gene elg1). The record is from RefSeq and is a predicted model, not a curated record. Gene Ontology annotation, molecular function: DNA binding; ATP binding; ATP hydrolysis activity. Gene Ontology annotation, cellular component: nucleus. Bases 484 to 3945 code for a protein of 1153 amino acids. The transcript is spliced from 3 exons. Lineage: Eukaryota; Metazoa; Arthropoda; Insecta; Diptera; Drosophilidae.
UGUUAACGCUUAUCAACACCGUCUCUUCGCGCCUUUUUUCCCUCGGCACAUUGUGCUUACAUUUUUUGCACCGAAAAACUCGGUUAAAAUGACUAUAAUCGACUGAAUUGGUCACCGAAUUAGUAGUAUCCCAUUGGGGCCCGAGUACCGUUAGAAAGGGGAGCGUGACCAACGCGACGCCAGUGCGAUCGCGGCAGUGUGUGUGCGUGUGCGGGAGUGUAACAAAUACGAAAGACGAAAAUUCGCUGCGAAGGUAGAUCAGAUCUCAUUAUUAUUGUAUUGUUGUCUUUUGCUUUCGCCCCCACCGAUCUUCAGUUGCGACCUUAUGAGUUUGGCUUUCGUAUAAUCCCUAGAUUUCCAUCGCUUAAGUACUUAGAUCUUACAAAAGAAAACUACACCAUACACAAACACACGCACACACUCAGCAGUAUGCAUUAAACAAAAAGUAAUAAAAAAACUAAAAACCAAAAGACACCCAAUAAAAUGACCGAUGUAAAUUGUCUUACAAGUGAGCACAUUGCAACCGCCACCACUGCGAGUCCACCGGGAACUCCCGCCAAAAAUGCUGGCAGGGAUCUCGACGAACCCACCUCGCCGUUCGUUUUGAGAGCACCGCCCAGCGCCAAGUCCAAACUGAUCCUUCAGAACAUGGAGGAGGUGCUCCACUCGGUGAAGCAGAAGCACCGGGAGAAGCACAAGCGGAAAAGGGAGGAGAAGCGCCGAGCGGCCCUCUUGGAGGACCAGAAGAAAUCCUCCCAGGAGGCCGGUAGGCCGGAAAAGGAGAAACCCCAGCCGCUGCGAGAGAAAUCCUCUCAAGAAAAUGGCCUCAAGAAUGGCCGGCGGCGCUCCAGUCCUCUAAAGUCCAGCACUCCGGUGGCCGACAGCCAGAGCAUCAUGAAGCACUUCGCCAAGGCGGGCAAGCCGGAGAAUCUGGCUGGCUCACCGGUGAACACCGCCAAAGCCAAACCAGCCACCAAUGUUUUUGAGUUCAUGAUGAAUGCCCGCAAUCGCUCCAUAGGAGUUAACGAAGGUGGCACCGAAUCCACAGCGGAUCCAGAAGUGGCCAGUGAAGCAGCCACGCCAACGACCAAGCGAAAGCUGCUCCUCCAGGAGUGGAACGAACGCAAGGGUGGAGCCAAGAGGAGACUGGCGGAUGAGUCUCGCGGGGAGUACAUCGAAGUGCAGAUGGAGCAAAGGGCCAAGAGAUUGAGGAAAAUGCUGACCAAGACUGACCAGAAGGAGGUGACGGCACCUUUGUCGGCGCCCACAGAUGCAGCAGUAAAGCGUUCUAGAGGUCGGCCCCGCUCCCGACGACUGAGUUCCGUGGAUGCGCAGCCCCAGAUUGUCGUAGAAACCAAAUCCCAAGAUCCCGAGACAGAGGAGUUCCUCUCCAAGCUUUCGUCGCCCACGAAAAAGCGUGACAGCCUGCUUGGCUACUUUGCCAAAGUGGAAUCGCCCAAGGAGCUGACCGAGAAGGUUACCAUUGCGAUAGAAACUCCACCCAUGGAAACGCCCAAGCGAAGAACGCAGCGAAGAAAGAGCCAGGCGGAGACACCCAUCAUAGAAGCAGAAUCCACUCCUUCGUCGCGACCAAGACGCUCGUGUGCGGGAAAGGCGCGCUACGACUAUGACCUGGAAGCGAGUCCUGCCAAGCAACAAAAGGCCAAGUUGCCAAAGGCAGAGGAGUCCAUUGAGGUUAUCGAUCUGGACAGCAGUAGUGCAGCUGCCACGCCAAAGAAACUAGCGCCGCUUUUUGUCCGUCAAUUGCCAAAGCCCAGUCCGGAUCCUUCGGUUCUGAAAGCUCGACAGGCUUUCCUGCAAUCCGGCGUGCCUGAUAAAAUUCGGCAGGAGCAAAACCGUCAAAAGAACUACGAGCAGAUGUACGAGGAAAGCUAUGAGGUGUUUCCCAGAUUGGCGCAUAUAGGUUGCGAAAGCUUUGUCUCUGCAAAUGAACCUCUGCAGCUGCCCUUUGCUUUGAGGGCAGAAGAGGAGUAUAUAGAGGUUGGCACAACCUUACCCUUUAACAAACGACGUUCCAAAACGAGUAGCAUCACCAGCUGCCUGGCCGCGGAUUUUACAUCUAGCAAAAGUUUUAACAAGUUCAAUUACGCUACUCUGCCCCAACUUGAAAACAAGCGCGGCUUUGUUAAACUCUGGAAGAACGACUUCGAUCGCUUUCCCACAUUCAAGUGCUACAAUCAGAUGAGGGAAAAGUAUCGCCAUUUUAGCGCCAUCGACAGUGCGCAGGAUACGCAACAAAUGGGCGAAUCCUUGGUGGUUACGCGGCGCACCCGCCGCUCCAUGGAGCAGAAUAUGGUCCAGACUGAUGAGGAGGCGAAGCCACCACCCUCGGCUCCCAAUGGUGAGCUGCUUUUCACCGAAAAGUACAAACCGCUGCUGUUCGAGCAGGUUCUAGUGAAUCUAACGCCCGUGCAGGAGCUGAAGGAAUUUCUGUCCGCCUGGAGUGGCAAUGGUGGCAGCAAUCGCAACUCACAGGGCAUGGACGACACCUUUGACAUGAGCAGCGAUUCGGCAUCAAUGGGUUCAAAUAGCAACACAAUGGUGCUGGUGGGACCUUCGUCCAGUGGCAAAACCAAUGCAGUUUUCACAUUAGCCAACGACAUGAACUUUAAUGUCCUCGAGAUAAAUGCAGGAAUGAAGCGUACGGGCAAGAAGCUGAUACAGGAACUCCAGGAGGCCACGCAGUCGCACCAGAUAAGGAAGGACAGCAAAACGGGCGGAGGAUCCUCGCAGCAGUUGCUCCAAAAGUUGCAAAAGAGUGGUUUUAAAGCGAAAGCAGCCGCCGUUGAACCACCACCCGAAGUGCGAAAAUCUCUUAUACUAAUAGAAGAUGCAGAUAUCCUUUUCGAUAACAUGGAUGCUGGUUUUACGGAUGCAAUUUACACGUUGGCCGCCAGUUCAAAGAGGCCCGUAAUUGUAGUGGCCACGGAUCCAAAUUGCGCGCAUCUGCAGCGUCUUAUGCAGCAGAAUGUGGUCCACUUCCAGCCUCCAAAUGCGUUGAACAUCUCCCGAUUCCUAGCUGUCCUAUCGCUGAUGGAAAACUGUCCCAUCGAGCUGGACGAAUUGAUAUCCCUGUAUCUGUACAAUCAGCAGAAUCUGCGCAAGACGUUAAUGGAGCUGCAGUUUUACAUUCAGAGUGGUGGAGAUCCAAGUGGCGGUAAGCCGGGUGGCAUUAAAUCGCCCACCAAAUCCUCACAUAGCCGGCUGGCCACCGUCGAUGGCAGUCGCAUCCAUCAGCGAUUCUUUGAGUUCUUUACAAGCCCACAGAAUAUCCAGCAUAGGAUACCCUUUCCCUUGGACUUUAACCUGCUGCGUUUAAAUCUCACCGAACUGAUAUCUAGUUCUCCGCUGCUCAAGGAACAGCCAUCAGGCGGCGGAAGUAGAAACACUGCCAAGCGAAAGUCGCGCUCUCCAAAGAAAGCCUGGCUUAGCAGCGCCACUGGGCAAAAGAACGAUGGCUAUAGUUCUUCCCUCGCCACGCUGGCCUCAUUCUAUGACAACAUUUCGAUGGCUGCUCUGAUGGAGUCCGAUUGCAGUGAUCGCUUGCAGUGGCACCUGUCCGAGGACAUCGCGCACCUGCUGGUGGAGCAGGCUCUCCAAACUGGACUCGCGGCCAAGGAGUGCCCCUACAACCUAUUCGACAAGCCAGCUCACAGAGUAACAAUUUGCGAGCACCUAGGCAAUGGAGUUAUGCGCUCCGCCUCCGCCAAAUCGCUGGACUUUGAGCCGACCCUGCGCUCCAUCUGCCGCAGUGAAAAGGAGAGGGCAGGACAGGAACGGAAGUCGAGUAGAUUCUAUCACUACCUGCGGAACCACACGGUGAACGUAACCAGUUUCACGAUGGAGUACUUCGACGCAGCCUGCAGUAGUUUCCAAACGAUCCCCAACAGCGAACCACCGACGGAAGUCGAACCAAAGGAUUAGCCAGGGAUUGGACAUAGUUUAAUUUUCUCAAUAUGGUGGAGCAGCUCCACCAGAUUUAUUUGCAAUUUAUUCAGAUCGAGGUAAGAAGAGUUGAUCUUUUUAGGAUAGUUUUGUGGGCACGAUGAUGUUGCGUAGCUAUUAUGAGAUAUACCUAGAACUAGUUACAAGUUAAUUACGCUAAAUUAAUUACGACCUGAUCCUAUGUUAAUAAAUCAAUUAAAUGACAUGUGAAAAACGA